Messenger RNA from Acanthisitta chloris (rifleman), 375 nucleotides. Its product is annotated as tektin-4-like. Gene Ontology annotation, cellular component: nucleus; microtubule cytoskeleton; sperm flagellum. Gene Ontology annotation, biological process: cilium movement involved in cell motility; cilium assembly. The annotation marks the transcript as partial. The record is from RefSeq and is a predicted model, not a curated record. The transcript is spliced from 2 exons. Lineage: Eukaryota; Metazoa; Chordata; Aves; Passeriformes; Acanthisittidae.
AUCCUUAAGGACAUUGGAGAUGAAGAAGCCAACGUUGUUGCUCUCAAACAAGCCAUCAGAGACAAAGAAACCCACAUGAAGGUUGUGCAAACAAGGCUCUAUGACAGGUCUUUCAGGCCCAACAUAGAGCUGUGCAGAGAUGAAGCAGAAUUCAGGUUGGUCAGUGAAGUUGAUGAGCUAACAGUGUCCACUGAAGCCCUGAAGAAAAAAAAGAUGGAAUCUGAACAAACUCUGAAGAACCUGGAGGAGACAAGGAUGAACUUGGAGAAAGAAAUAGCUGUGAAAGCCACCAGUAUUUUUAUUGAUAGGCAGAAGUGCAUGGCCCAAUGCAUACAACACCCUGUUGACCUUAAGUUAGCAAGUUACAAUCAGUAA